AUGUCGAAUCCGAGCGAAACGCGGCGUCGUUUCGCCCCGAUACCAAUAGAGACUACUUUCCAAUCAGUGAGAAAGGGUCCCCGCGCAAUUGAACCGUAUGGAGGCCCCAGCCCAGAGCUCACCCCCGAGCCAUCCCCUCGGCAGCUCUCUCCUGUGGAAACAGUCAAGGAUGCUCUGCCACGACGACGCUUUGCACCACAAUUAAUUGAAUCUUCGCGGCGAACCUUCAGACUAGGAGAUUCGGGCCCCGCCACAAAACCCACCGAUAAGACCGACAUUACCCCAUACACCAACCACAUAUAUCUCAGCAGAACCAAGUCGCGGCGGCGGCGAGACGAAGAGGUCACCGAGGAAGAGUUGGAGCAGCGUAUACCGCCUACGAGGCGUGAGACGGAGGAAGAUGGAGUCAAGGAAUAUCUGCUUGAGCUGGCGGCCAAGGAGGCUGACCGGCAGAUGCAGGAGGAUGCGCUGGCGGCGUUCCCCAACAGUCGAGCUCGAGAAGGUGGAGUGGCACAUUUCUACUUUCGCGAGGGUUCAGUCAGCGACUCAUCUGGACAGGUCUCACCUGGUGAUGAACAAAUAUCGGAGCCGCAGACCCGGCAUCGAAGGAAGUCAUCGCACCUGGGGCUGAACUGGUGGCACAAGCACAUGCAAGACCAUGCUGAGAAGCUGGCCCAUCUACGACGAGGGGACGAGGACAACGAAGAGGCCGUGGUGGACGAUGAAGAAGACGACCGGAACAAGCAGCGAGAUAUGGACCGAGAUCUUAUACGAUCGGAUUCAGAUCUUGACAGGAUGGAGCUGCCGGGACCGCCCGAUCCCAUGUGGACCACGGACACACGGAUACCACCUGACGUCUACCGACGAGACACUGACGCCGAGGAGGCUGAAGCGUUGGCGUUGGCAGCUCGUCUGGCACGAGCUAGUGUGCAAAAUGUAUUUCCUGGAGCAGGGCCCCCACCACAGGGCCGGGAUGCAGCCCAACUUCUUUCUUCUGCUGCCACCCAACAACAGCAGCAGCAGCAACAGCAAUCACAACCACCACAAACAACCACCACACAACAACAGCCACACGACCAACAAGCACAGCGACAAAACAACCAAGGACCCUUUGGACGCCCGUUUGCAGCACUCGGACUCAAGCCCGAUGAAGCGCAGCUGCGGCGCCUCCGCCAGUUUGUGUCGCCUCCGAUGCUCGGCUCAGAGCUCAAGUUUCGAAAAUGCCCGUCGCCCAAGCAGACCAAGCUGGAAACCGACCAUCCCUUCAACAAGAGGCGGCAUGAUGAGGGCUGCGCGCACGAGGAGCGUGACCGGGACAUGUCGGGCAAAGGCGGCCUGUGGAGGGGUUACUGCUGCAGGUCGGAAUCGACCGGCGGAUACCUCGUGCCCGCCGACUUGCAGCCGACCAAAAUGCUCGCGACGCCGUUUCCCCCUGCCACGCCGCUAGCCUACGAAGUCGACUCGCCCGUUGCCAGCAGCGAAGAGCCGCCGUCCAUUCUCUCGACGUCUGCGUCGUCCGACUCGGUCGGCAGCCUCGAUGUCUACUACCACCAUGGCAGCGACGACGAUGAAGAUGACGGCGGGAUCGUCCCACGUCGGCCCGGCGCCACAAUCACUGUAACCGAACAUGGGACAAAUGCUGCUGCGACCACCAAAAGGAGCCACCGCAGCGGCAACAACAGUAACCGGCUUCACGUGCUGCACGGGCUCGACAAGCGCCUCGAGCAGGAAAAGGCCCGCGCCGACCUCGACGAAAAGAUUGCUGCCGACUUUGACGACGCCUUUGUCACACAGGUCUACAACUACCUGUCGCUGGGGUACCCGGCCAUGGCGCGCUCGUUUGAUGACGAGCUGUCCAAGAUUACACGGGUCAGCGUCGAGGAGCUGCGCAGUAAAGAUGAGGCGGCGGCGGGAAUCAAGGGCCACAUGCUCGAGAUGACGCUCGACGACAAUGUGGCAGAUGAAGACCGCUGUCCCAGAUGGCGUGCUCUACGAACCUACAUCUACGAAUGGGCGAGACAGCAUCCUGAUCUCGAUAAUCUCGAUCCGCUGGCCUGGGGCGUCCGUGAGAGACGCGGCAGCUGGGCCAUUUAG
Molecule: messenger RNA, 2094 nt
Organism: [Torrubiella] hemipterigena
Lineage: Eukaryota; Fungi; Ascomycota; Sordariomycetes; Hypocreales; Clavicipitaceae
Source: the annotation of a GenBank genome assembly